Messenger RNA from Aureobasidium vineae, 1513 nucleotides. The record is from the annotation of a GenBank genome assembly. NCBI's taxonomy places the organism in Eukaryota, Fungi, Ascomycota, Dothideomycetes, Dothideales, Saccotheciaceae.
CGUUGCAACCAUGAACGGUCCACCACCUAUGAGCAGCGGUCAUACAAACGGACAAAGCGACCACCAAUCUUUUCUAGGACAGCUAGAGAGUCAACUCGAGGGCUUUCGCAGAUCUGAUGCUCAACGCGAUGCCUUAGUACAGGAGGUUAUUCACAAAUAUGCCGAGCUGCAGCAGCAAUUUCAUAAUAAGUCUGAAGAUUACGAGAAUGAACUUGCUUCUCGGCGCAUGUGGCAAGCCCAGGCUCGUAACUUUGAACGCUCGCUGCAAACAACAACUAUGGGUCUUGAAGCGAAUGGAUUUGUCUUAGCCCUGAUCGACGGAGAUGGUGCCAUUGCCGGUAGCGAUGGCGGUGCCGAUGCUGCCCAAGAAUUGUACAACAAGAUUAGAGGCCAUGUCGCAGAGUGCUAUCCCGAUCGUAACACAUCUGGCUACGACAUCAUGGUUCAGAUAUUCUAUAACAUGGAAGGACUCAGUCAUAAGCUGAAGAGCCUGGGUAUCUUCAAGAACCCCAACGAGAUGGCUCCAUUUGCAAGAGCCUUUUCCUUGAACAAAUCUCUGUUCACCUUCAUCGACGUCGGCAGCGGUAAAGAAAGAGCCGACCACAAAGUUAGAGGUAGACCGAUCUAUCUGUCUGGCUAUGAGCUGUUCUUGCCCAACAUGCAGUGCAAGCAUGUGAUAUUUGGCGGAUGCCACGACAACGGAUAUCUACCUACGCUCGACCCAUACAAGCGCGAUCAGAACACAGCCCAUCGUAUCAGUCUGCUAGAAACACUACCUAUUCAAUACGGCUUCACACAGCUCGGCUUUAAGGUUGUACAGUUCCCUACAGUCUUUAGAUCGGACCCGCUGCCAGAUAGGCCAACUGUCCCCGUUUUCGUGCCUUCUGCGGUCCAAAACACAGCUGGCGCCCAGCCCAACUCUGCUCUCUCAAGUCGAAGCAAUUCCUUCGCAACUAGUGGCGUGUCAAUCAACCCAGCACCUACACCAGCACAAGCAGCUGCAUCUAAUUUGCCCAAGACUACUACACCCAAUCCUAGCGAUGGCUCCUCAUGGGCAAUUGUAGGUAAAGGCGCNCCCAAAACCAUCAACAUUGCAGCCAAAAAGGCACCCAACCGCAAAUUCAUCCUUCUGAACGCCAACGAAGAACGCCUCGAUCCGGUGCUGCCACGCGCCGACUCAGCAGCCACCGCCCGCCUUACCGAGCGUGUUCGCCACAAGAAGGUCUGCAACAAUUACCACUUGAACGGCAAGUGUGAAGCUGGAAAGUACUGCGACUAUGAUCAUGGUGAGCGUCUGAAUCCUGGUGAGCAGUUGGUACUUAAGCAACGUGCUCGUACGAGAAGUUGUCCAGACCGUGGCGAUUGUAGGGACUUUGACUGCACGAAUGGUCAUGUCUGUCCGUACGGCAAGGAUUGUUAUAAUGACAACUGUUGGUUCCAGGAUGUACACAACGUUGACACGAAAGUUAUGUCGAGAAUAUUCGAGGAUGGAGAACAGGAGUGGAGUCUGAAG